Molecule: messenger RNA, 219 nt
Organism: Gongylonema pulchrum
Lineage: Eukaryota; Metazoa; Nematoda; Chromadorea; Rhabditida; Gongylonematidae
Source: the annotation of a GenBank genome assembly
AUGCUACCAAGCGGCGCACGACUGGCUGUUGCCUUACUAAGACGGUAUCAAUCGCUACUGUUAAGGUCUGAAAUGGCAAAGACCUCCGGAAGCGCUCAGACGGAGGCUCGCAUAAAUGGUGAAGACGACCAGAGGCCAAUAUGCUUUGAGACUGGUCAUAUAGCACGUUUGGCUGAUGGUGCAGCUGUUGUUUCGCAGGGAGAUACUGUCGUAUGUUAG